GUUGGUCCUCGUGGGACUGACAUUGUAAAUAGAAUCCUGGGGAGAUUCUAAAGUACAUCGAGAGUGACAAAAACAGAGUUUUGAAACGCUAUUCAAUAUGGAAGACAAAGAUCAAGAGGAUACUUGCAGUAUAUACCCGGCAGUUUUGCCAUCUGGAAGUGAGAUUAAGGCUCGUGUGCAACAUUUCAUAGAGGACCAGUUACAGAGCACCAUGUGGACUGGUGUGCUGAUUGGAGCUACUGUUGUAAUUUCAUUCAUCAGUAUUGUUGUCUUUUUUCUGCACAGAAGAUACAAGGCCGGAAUAGAGCAAACCGAGGGUCCUAAAUAUCGUUUCCGAAAAAGAGACAAAGUAAUGUUCUAUGGCAGGAAGAUUAUGAGGAAGGUACAGACCUUGUCCUUGCCAGCCACUUCAGGUCCAGUAUCUCAGAAACGAACCCGAAAAAGAACAAAAGUCUUGUCAAUAGCUCGCAAAAUCCUACAUAUUCGGAGGGAGCCACCGACCCUGGAGCCAAAAGAGCCUCCUCCUUCACUUCUGGAAGCAGAUCUAACGGAAUUUGACAUGCAGAACUCUCACCUACCCUCUGAGGUCCUGUAUAUGCUGAAAAAUGUGAGAGUUCUGGGUCAUUUUGAGAAGCCGCUGUUCUUAGAACUAUGUCGACACAUGGUGUUUGUGCAGCUGCAGCAGGGGGAAGGAUUAUUCCGCCCAGGAGACAUUGAUGAUAGCAUCUUUGUGGUGCAGGAUGGGCGUCUUGAUCUGUGUAUCCAUGAGAAUGAUGGAAAAGACGUGGUGGUGAAGCAUGUUUUGCCUGGAGACAGCGUUCACAGUCUUCUCAGCAUUCUCGAUGUCAUCACUGGUCAUCCAGCCCCGUAUAAAACAGUUUCAGCUUUGGCAGCAGUUCCGACCACUGUUCUCCGCCUCCCAGCACAGGCUUUCCAAUCCGUCUUUGAGAAAUACCCAGAAACGCUUGUCCGUGUUACUCAGAUUAUCAUGGUGCGUCUUCAAAGAGUAACUUUUCUUGCACUUCACAACUAUCUGGGCCUGACCACAGAACUUUUCAAUCCGGAAAGUCAAGCUGUUUCUCUGGCAUCAGUGGCCGGUGUUGUAGGAGAAGCCAGUCCUGCCAAGGGAUUGCGCAGACACUCUCAGACAGUUGAGGAAUUGGCUGACAAAGUCCCUCAAAGGCCCUCAGACCAUGCUAGUGACACAAGUCAGAUGCACAGACUCACAGGAGAGGAUGGUGGAAAGCCCAAUCCAACAGAAAGUCCCACCACUUUAUUCAGGAAGUCUCGUUCUCUGUCAACCCCUUUAGAUGGUGCACAUGCUGGUUCUCCUGACCACAGUAUGACCUUUGACAGAUCAAGCGUUUUAAAAGAGAAUGCCCCUUCAAGUCCUGUUGCCAUUCAUAAGUCUAUUCGGAAGAAGUCAGUGACGAUGCAGCAUUCUCCCUCAGCUGUGUUCCACUACUCAGACACUGGGGGUCAUUUUAGCCACAUCCACCACAGUAAAGUAAAUGCCAUUUUCCAAGCUGCCAAGAAGGACUUGCUCAAGAUUAUUCAGCUUCAGGACCCCAGUCUUCUUGAAGAUAGAGUGACUCUGAGGCAAGUUAAGGCGGGAUCUGUGGUUGCAAGUGAGGGAGACCAGGAUGUGAGCAUGCAGUUUGUGAUCUCGGGAACUCUGCAUGUGUACCAGAGAUUGAUUGACAGAGAAGAGGAGACGUGUCUGUUUGUGACUCACCCUGGAGAGAUGGUGGGCCACCUGGCCGUUCUCACAGGAGAGCCGCUCAUCUUCUCUGUGCGUGCCCACCGUGACUGCUGCUUCCUGUCCAUCUCCAAAACACACUUCUAUGAGAUCAUGCGUGUCGAGCCUCGGGUGGUGUUAAAUGUAGCUCACACAGUGGUACGGAGGGUUUCCUCCUUUGUCCGACAGAUUGAUUUUGCCCUGGACUGGAUGGCAGUGGAGGCCGGCCGUGCUGUCUACAGACAAGGUGAUAAGUCGGAUAGUACUUUUAUUGUUCUGAGUGGCCGCCUGCGCUCUGUCAUCAGGAAAGAAGAUGGGAAAAAAGAGCUUGCUGGAGAGUAUGGGCGGGGAGACCUCAUCGGUGUGGUGGAAGCUUUGACUCAUAUGAAUAGAGCUACUACAGUUCACGCAGUCCGAGACUCCGAACUGGCCAAGCUGCCUGAGGGAGCUCUCAACUCUAUUAAGAGGAAAUACCCACAGGUUGUGACUCGUCUGAUCCAUCUUCUUGGGCAGAAAAUCUUGGGAAACAUGCAACAGGUUAAUGGUCCACUAUCAGUUCGCAGUUUAGGUUUUCAUACCCCAACCAGUAAGUGGGAUGCAGGUAACCCAGCCUCCAACCUGUCUACUGUUGCCAUUCUGCCUGUGUCUGAAGAAGUGCCUUUGACUGCCUUCACCCUAGAGUUACAGCAUGCUGUCAGUGCUAUUGGCCCCACUUUACUUCUUACCAGCGACAUCAUCAGACAAUGCCUGGGUAUUGCAGCCUUGGACAGUGUUCACGAGUACCGAUUGUCCAGUUGGCUGGGCCAACAGGAAGACAUCCACCGAAUUGUCCUGUAUCAGUCAGACAGUACUCUGACUCCUUGGACUCAACGCUGCAUCAGACAGGCCGACUGCAUCAUUAUAGUGGGUCUGGGGGAACAGGAGCCCACUGUGGGAGAGUUGGAACGUAUGCUGGAGAGCAGUGCAGUGAGAGCUCAGAAGCAGCUGGUUCUGCUGCACCGUGAGGACGGGCCACCACCUAGAGGAACAGCUGAAUGGCUCAACAUGCGCAGUUGGAUCUCCAGACAUCUGCACCUGUCUUGCCCUCACAGGGUCUUCUCCAGGAGGAGUCUACCCAAACUGAGAGAGAUGUAUCAGAGGGUAUUUGAGAAACCUCCUGAUCGGCAUUCUGACUUCUCGCGACUGGCCCGGAUCCUGACAGGCAAUGCAAUUGCUUUGGUGCUGGGAGGAGGAGGGGCCAGAGGCUGCUCUCAGGUGGGCAUCAUUCGGGCACUGAGUGAAGCAGGCAUCCCUGUGGAUCUGAUUGGUGGCACCUCCAUUGGUUCACUGAUAGGGGCACUCUAUGCUGAAGAGCGAAGCGUCAGUCGUAUGACGGUCAGGGCACGCCAGUGGGCCAUGGACUUUGGAUCUAUUUUUAAGAAGAUCACAGACUUGACCUACCCGGUGACAUCCAUGUUUACUGGAAAAUCAUUUAACUCCAGUAUCAGUGGCAUCUUCAAGCACAAACAGAUUGAGGAUCUUUGGAUCCCGUAUUUCAACAUCACCACAGACAUCACCGCCUCUUCCAUGAGAGUGCACACUGAUGGCUCUCUGUGGAGGUAUGUUCGUGCUAGUAUGUCUCUUUCUGGGUACCUUCCCCCUCUAUGUGACCCUAAAGAUGGACACUUACUCAUGGAUGGUGGCUACAUCAAUAAUCUACCAGCUGACAUGGCUCGCUCGAUGGGUGCCAAGGUGGUGAUUGCUGUUGAUGUUGGCAGUCAAGAUGAAACUGAUCUUACCAACUAUGGAGACUCUUUGUCUGGGUGGUGGCUGCUAUGGAAACGCUUGAACCCUCUAACAGAACGAGUAAAGGUGUUGAACAUGGCAGAGAUUCAGACCCGUCUGGCCUAUGUGUGCUCUGUGCGUCAGCUGGAGUUGGUAAAAGACAGCGACUACUGCGAGUACCUGCGACCACCCAUAGACCGCUAUGGUACACUGGAGUUUGGCAAAUUUGAUGAGAUUGCUGACGUUGGCUACCUGCAUGGAAAGACUGUGUUUGAUGUGUGGUGUCGGAGUGGAGUGAGGGAGAAGAUGCUCAAAGACCAACAUCAAGAGGAUUUCCACAAAACCAAAACCAAUGUGAUGACCUGUCCCAAUGCUUCUUUCACGGACCUGGCUGAAAUAGUGUCCAGAAUAGAACCAGUGAAGCAGGCCCUUGUGGAUGAGGAGUCUGAGUACCAGACAGACUAUGAUGAGGAUGCAGUGCUGUCAGACUUUGAUCUGUCCAACCCGAACAGUGAACACAGCGAGCAUACUGAGGAAGAGGAGGAGGAGGAGACUGCAGAUACGCCUGAUACAGAGGAUGAAAUGGAGAUCAGGCACAGGAGGCAUCGAGCACACAACCACACCAGCCACCUCACCUAACCUCAGAUACCUCUUGUCCAAGAUGUUUAGAUGUUUUGUGUUUAGUAUGGGCCCAUAUGAGGAGAUUUGAACUAAACUAAAGUUACGUUCAGUACUGGAAUUCUCUUGCUUAAAUGUUUAGAAACUAACAAAUCAUUAGAAAAGGACUCUGGGGGGCCUGGGUAGCUCAGCGAGUAUUGACGCUGACUACCACCCCUGGAGUCGCAAGUUUGAAUCCAGGGUCUGCUGAGUGACUCCAGCCAGGUCUCCUAAGCAACCAAAUUGGCCCGGUUGCUAGGGAGGGUAGAGUCACAUGGGGUAACCUCCUCGUGGUCACGAUUAAGUGGUUCUUGCUCUCAAUGGGGCACGUGGUAAGUUGUGUGUGGAUUGCAGAAUUUAGCAUGAGCCUCCAUAUGUUGUCAUGCACAGCGAGCCACGUGAUAAAAUUGACGGCCUCCGCCACCCGGAUUGAGGUGAGUAACCGCGCCACCACAAGGACCUACUAAAGUAGUGGGAAUUGGGCUUUCCAACAUUGGGAGAAAAGGGUAUAAAGAAAAAGAAAAAAAAAAGAACAUACUUCUUUUCUAGAUUAAAAAAGUAUGUUGUAGGAGCAUCCAUGUCACAUACAGAAACAAAACGUGCUCUGACAAUAGCUCCUUUUGUUGCAAAAAAGAAAAGGACCUAACACAAAAGGGUAAAGUAUUAUGGUACAUCUUAUUUAUUUAAUCCCAAAAGAAUGGUAAAUGAGCCUGAGAUUUUGGUCUAACAGAUUGUGGUCAAACUUCAUAUUGAGCCAUAGAUAAGCUGGUACCUUCACGUGUUCCUCCUCAACGCCGGAUUCAAUCUCUGACUCUAGUAAUAUUGAUAACAACAAAGUGCUUUUAAUUUUAGUAUUACAGGUCAGUAAUUAAAACAUUUCGCUUUGAAUUUCGUAUGCAAACUGUCAAUGCAAUUUCAACACAAUUUCACUUUCACAAAAACAAGCUGUUUGUGCCUAUAGUAUCUUAACUGUUAACAUUGAAGAUGCGAUAUCAGAUGGUUGUAUUUUUUAUGUUUUAAUGUAAAAAUUAUUCUAAUCUGUUUAUAACCUAAGGACAGUAGUUUUAUGGGUAAAUUGAAGAUUGAAUAAGAUAAUAAACGGUCUCCUGCACUGUCAUUGUUAUAUUUGGCCAAUAAAUAGUUAAUAGUUUUAUGAAGCCUUGGUCCAUUGUUUAAUACUGGAUAUACGGAUAUAGAUUUGGGUGCUUUAAGCUUUAAAGUGAGGCAUAAUCCACCGCCAUUGUAUUGAGAAGAUGGUCCGAGAUUCAUUAAUUAUGUGUGUAUUAAAAAUGCAUUAUUUAUCAUGUCUAUUUUUUAUCUAAUUUUAAAAGCAUAAUAUUAAACAUUUAUUAAAAUAGCUGCAAAUAGCAUUGAACUGGGUCAAACAUGAUUAGAACAUACCAUAUUUCUUUAGAAACUUUGACAGGUAAGCAGAGAAGGCUCUGUGUUCUUUAAAAUUAAAUGACGAGACUGAAGAGUCUGAAGAUACCAAAGAUGGAGGAUAUAGAUGCAUGAGAUAUCUGGACAUGGAGUGUCCACCUAAAAAAUACAAUAAACAACUGUGGAAGCAACUCAACUGUGGGGCUGUCAUUGUCAAAAUUCAGCACCACAUAGAACCAGUCAGGCAAAAAUACUUCCAGGACCUUGGACAAGGCCUUAAUAUAGAACAAAAUGUGUUUUCAGUUUAGUGUAAUGGAAUAAUU
Messenger RNA from Myxocyprinus asiaticus (Chinese sucker), 5862 nucleotides. RefSeq names its product patatin-like phospholipase domain-containing protein 7. The record is from RefSeq and is a predicted model, not a curated record. NCBI's taxonomy places the organism in Eukaryota, Metazoa, Chordata, Actinopteri, Cypriniformes, Catostomidae. Gene Ontology annotation, cellular component: endoplasmic reticulum. Gene Ontology annotation, biological process: lipid metabolic process. The coding region runs from base 98 to 4141 and encodes 1347 amino acids. The transcript is spliced from 36 exons. Gene Ontology annotation, molecular function: phosphatidylcholine lysophospholipase A1 activity.